CAGAUAUAGAUUAUUACACUUCAGCCAUCAUGUCUGCCACAGGGAUAAAGAGAAAUGGGAGGAGACAGACCAUACCUCUAAGGAAGAGCGACACAGAACAACUUUUUGAUUACUUCAUGUAUCAACAAAAGCUCAAAACUCUUCCGUCGGAACGUGACGUCACAACGGGAGUUCAGCACGUGCUGGAGAGCACCACGACUACCACUACUACUGACGCUGAUAAAAAUUCAUUACAGGUUGAGGACCAGCAACAGUUUAAACGAACCAACAGUUACCGUAAGGCAACUCACAGACUUUCAGUAUAUGACAAUAUUGAUGACAUGGCACCCUCGCCAUUUCAAAUUACACAGGAAAGAAUUUUCAAGAAAGAGGAUUACGAUAAACGAAAGUAUAAGACACUGCCCCCGGAGUCAGCAACACUGAGGAGAGCAAGUCUAAGGAAGAGAAAAGCUUCGGAAGCUCAGAUGAACAACAAUAAUAACAACAAAACUGAAAAUUACAAUGAAAAAUCAACACAUCAAAUUCAGAGAUCUGGGAGUGUAGCGUCCAAUGAUUCUGAUGGAGAGGAUGAUGUCAGUAUCAACACUAUUGAUAGGAAAAAGAAGAGUGCUUUUCAACGAGCAAAGGAAAGAAUUUUACUGACAUUUACUAAACAAAAGAAAAGUGACGAAGAAAAGAGUAAGAAAGCAAAAGCCCAAAAGUCACCAAAAAAGAAGACCAAAAGGUAUCGUAAGGAUAAACAAAAUAUAAAGGAAGAUAGUGUUGUGGUCAUGGACGAAAAUGGCCAUUGUACGUCACACGUGACCCAGACACGUCAUGGGGAUAUUCUGGUCCGUCGGGAGGAGUCUAUGGAGGUGAAAGAUUGUGUGACUCCGUCGAGUCCAGGUGUCCACUCGGAAUCACACACAACCAUCACUGAUACGCGGGACCUUUCUACCAAGUCUAAACCGGCAGCCAUCACAAAAUUUCAGUCAUUGAGGAGGAGUUUGCGCCGGAAGUUCUCAGAUGCACCUAAAUCACCAAGAGAAGAAAACAAACCGGGCCCUAGUCUUAUGAAAGCUCCCACCUCCAGUUCCGAUCAAUGGAAACGCCCAAGUCGCCACGCAUCAUUAUCCUCUCCCUCCAGUCCAUGUCCUAUGGGCCAGUUCCAGCAACCGCCAAACACUGUCACCAAGGUAUUUGAGGCAAUCAUCUCCCAGGACACCGAGCAAAAUGUUUCCGAAAGGCGUCGAACCCGAUCUACCACGAGGGCUGGUAUCGAUGGCCAUGGGGACAGGUCAAGACUUCAACUGCAGGGACUGGUCCCAUGCCAUACCUUUUCUAAUUCAUUGCCCAGAUCAGGAAAUUUUGAAGUAGAUGUCGAAACAGAUACCCACAUCAAAUAUGUGAGGAGCCCAGAGGGUUAUAUGGAUGUUGUGACGGAUACGCACGAAAGCAUACGGAUAUGUCCAAUGGAAGUUGACGAUGUGGAACCUGACUGUCCGAACGAUUUUGACAAAGUUGAUGGGCACGAGCCAGUCGCCAAGAGGGGUCGUGGGAGCGGCCGAAGACGGCUGUUAUCAGGAAAUGAUGUGAAUUCGAUCCCAUUUGAUGAACUCUCACAGGAGCAAAAAAAUAAACGCAUUGAAAGUGUGGCCAACCGUCUUGCAGCCAUUGCUGAUAACUACGUUACAAGGGCAGAGAGUAGCCAGUCGGAUAAUGAGUGUCAGUCCCCGACCGGUGUUCAUUCGGGGAGACAAGCACCAGAGAGGCUUAAUUCAAUCGAGAGAGACCUAAUCAUGGAGUUACGGAAAGAAGGAGAUCGUUUAUCAGAGACAAUUAAUGUACCAUCCAUUGUCAUGCCGAUAGCUAUGCAAUUGGUACAAGAAACUGACCAGUAUAAUCGCUUCACUAAAGUUGUUGAAUCCUCUCUUGGUGGUACUGUUGGCUGGCACAAUGUUGCCAUGUACUUCUAUGUCACCAAGGCUGCUGUACAUAUGGCGGGCGCUGGUGGAGCAGUGGCGCUCAAGCUCAAGGACAUGGCUCUUCAGUACUUCUCUGACAAGUUUGCAGGCUGGAUAACAGACAGGGGAGGAUGGGACUCGGUUUUGGAGGAGACAGAUUCAGAACUGGAUUGAUGUCGUAGAAGCAAACAUAGAGGACCUAAAUCUAUGCAACACGUACGUGGGCAGCUUGCAUUUCUGCACGUGAAUCCAAACCUUGUGCCGGUCAAAGUAUUCAAGGGCCCCUCAUUUGAGUUAUCCAAUUGCAAAUCUUCCAAAGGUUUUAGCAGAUGGAUAUUCGGAAGGAUUGAAAUGUUUUAACAGAAAGGCUUUCCUGGAAGUUACCAAAAAUAGGAAUGACACUUCGAUCAUUGUCCCUAAUUCUGUGAGUGUAACUUUCUGAGGCGGAGGUAGAGGUUCGCGAUCUUAAUUUGUUUCCAUUAAGAUUUAUGACAGACUUGUUUGACUGAUAACAUCGGUUUACACCCAUAUGAGCAGAAAGCAUAUUCUGUUGUUAUCUGUGUUCUGAAUUGCUAAUGGGGAAAAUGUUUCAAUUUGUGAGGACUGUAAAAACUAGAUGACACUGUCAUCGCAGGACAACCAGAGAAAGUUGUAAGUAUUUCCAUCACUGUAUUCGACGUUGCGCCCUAUGCUAAACCGGAAAGAUGAUUCACGUCUGAGAAUUAAUUAGAAAUUGGGUGUAUGCUGUAUUUGAAGAAAUCUUGAGAUCAGAUUGGUUGUCAUUUUUUUGUAAGCGAUACACACGCUAUUUUUCCAUCGUGCUACAUUUAACACUUAAAUUAUUCGCUGAACUGUUUUCAUCUUAUAAUUAUUAUUUGCAAUUUAUUUAUUUUGUGUUGGUGAGACUAGCACAUUUACAUUUGAUCUCUUUGACAUCUUUGAUGUGAUAAGUGAUACCAUGUUUGAUCUCUGGCAAAGGUAAUACUAGAAUGAGACAUGAUUCAUUCUAUAUAUCAAUUACACGCACAUCAUGCUUAUGAAAAACACAUACAUAAGCUUUAAGUCGUAUUUUACUGAAGCAGUUACCAGUGUGUAACAAGAUAUACUACUUAUGUAAACAAUCAAAUCUUAACUUCAUUGCUCAAUUGUACUUGGGGUAAGUGCCUGGAUAUUUAUGUCCACCUUAUUUUAUAGCGACAACUAUCGGCAACUAGAUUUCUAACCGAUAAAUGGAGAUCUUGAUCUAAGGACGAAAUAUAUGUUAAACAUCACACCACUGUAUUUCCAGGCUUUGUCAUUUAUUGAUAAAAAAGAAGAAGUAGGUAUUACUUUAGGCGGACUGUGUGCAAUAAUCUCAUUUUAAAAAUGAGAUACAAUUAUAUAUUCUUUGAGCCAUUUUUUUUAUAUUUUUUGCAAUAAAAAAAAAACAUGUAUAUUUAUGAUAACACAGUGUUUUAUUAAUAAAUGUAUAUCAUCAUUCCUAUUGGAUAGUUUGCUGUGAUAAAAGUCAAUAUUCAUUAUUUUGUGAACUUGAACAGGUGUCGCUGUUUGGACGCUUUGUCGGCUUGUGAUCAUUCUAUUUUAAAUCCAAAUAGUCCCUUUUCUGUGUUAUGACAUUAAGAAAUUGUGUUCCCCGGUUAAAGUGUAUUGAUUUAUGUACAUGCCAAUUUACAGUUGAGCUAUCACCUUGACGGUGAUAGUUUUAUCAACAUAUCGGCAGAUAUGACGUCAUUUUGAAGUGACACCAAGGUUAGAUAGUUUCUCAGAUUGAGGAUAAAACAUGCACGGACACCUGUCGACUGUAUGACGUGUUUUGUCUUUUUUUGGAAAUAUAAUUUCCAUUCUGUUAAUUGUUUAUUUAAGCUGUUGUACGAAUCACAAACGUGAUUUCCUAUGCUUUAAAUAUUGUAACCUAGUUUUGUUGCGUUAUCUGUCAAGUAAUGUCUAUUUUAAGAGUGAUAUUUAAAUUUGAAUUCCAUUUGAUGUUCUACUUAUGUAUUAAUACAUUUUUAUAUGAUUUCUUCUAAACAUUCAAAAGG
This is a messenger RNA of Ylistrum balloti, 3982 nucleotides long. RefSeq lists its product as uncharacterized. The coding region runs from base 30 to 2117 and encodes 695 amino acids. The transcript is spliced from 6 exons. Gene Ontology annotation, biological process: regulation of apoptotic process. Lineage: Eukaryota; Metazoa; Mollusca; Bivalvia; Pectinida; Pectinidae. The record is from RefSeq and is a predicted model, not a curated record.